AUGAGUGGUAUUGUGAAGCAACUUGCUUCACGCAAAAAAUUAUUGAAGAAAGCUCGAGAUAAUCUUGUUACGGAGACUAGCACUGCUGCAGCAGUCGAUGAGAGUUUCGAACGUGAAGAAUUAGAUUACGAAGAGGAUGACGACGAGGAACAUAAAGAAGAGAGAACAGGGAGAUUUACUUCAGAGAGAAAACCUGCUGAUGCGACACCACCCACUAGCACAAACAACAUAGAUAAAGUGGAAGGAAGGCGUCAAAGCGGUGGUGAUAAUCGGAAUCAUAACAAUAAUCAAAAACAAUGGCGCAAUGGCAGUGGACGAGGAAAUGGUCGUGGUCGCGGAAAUAAUGGGCAUCGUUAUAGGGGUGGUCCCAACAUGCAGUAUGGUGGACCCAUGCGCAUGCAGCAAGGACCAGGUAUGGUAAAUGGACCAACUCCAUUACUCUCGCUGAAUACGCAAGGUCUGUACCCACCUUCGGGAGGAAAAAUUCUUAUCAAUCCUAAUUUCCGAGGACCUAUGGGACCACCUGGACCAGGACCGUUAGGUCCUGCAGGUGUGCUACCUCUGGUAGGUGCGCCAUCUGUGCUACCAACAAUUGUACCCGGACAAGGUCCUAUCAUUCCCCGUUUACCUAAUGGUAUACCUCUUACAGGUAAGAUCUACAUUGUGAUGUUUGGUUGUGGCGUUUACGACAGCACAUAA
Molecule: messenger RNA, 699 nt
Organism: Cylicostephanus goldi
Lineage: Eukaryota; Metazoa; Nematoda; Chromadorea; Rhabditida; Strongylidae
Source: the annotation of a GenBank genome assembly